This is a messenger RNA of Astrephomene gubernaculifera, 659 nucleotides long. The record is from the annotation of a GenBank genome assembly. Lineage: Eukaryota; Viridiplantae; Chlorophyta; Chlorophyceae; Chlamydomonadales; Astrephomenaceae.
GGCCAGCAUACCAAGUAGCUGUAGUUUAAGUUGCUGAUUCUGUGCUUAAGAAAGCCACAGCACCGUCUGAAUGUCCUCCUUUCGCACCCAUGAGCAGUUUCCCAUCCGUUUUGAGGCGACCCAACACUGAGAACACUUUUCAUAUCCAUUAAGGUGCUGUCUGAAGCCAUGGACCAAGGUCAUUUGGGAGAUGUCUGCGGGGGCUCGGACAAGGUUGCAUGCGGAUCUCCCAACUCGUUUACCGUGCUUCAUGAAAAAGCACUGAGCCAACAAGUUGUGCUGGGAUGUUGGUGCCCCACGAUGGAUUUACUUGCGCUGGUGAGCGACGAUGGACAGCUUGGUGUGCAUCGCUUGGAGUGGCAAAAGCUAUGGGUGGCGUGUCCUGAUGCUCCCAUUACAGCGCUCUGCUGGCGUCCCGACGGCAAAAUCCUUGCCACCGGUCACCGCCACGGCGCCGUGUCGCUCUACAACGUGGAGGCGUGCGAGCUCUUCCGCACCCUCCGCCCGCCGCACACAGCGCCCAUUUGCCACCUCAGCUGGGUGCAGGGCAUACCGCCGCACCCCGCAACCGCAACCCCAAACCUGCACCUUGCCUACCGUUACCGCCACACGCGCUUCUUCCCUGCGCCCGGUCCAGGGAGAGAGCAGCAGCAAGGGGG